GAGACCUCGGCCAGGAAAGUUCAUCAGGCAUGGGUGCUCCUCUGAGCCCGUGGUCACAGAGCCCAGUGUCACAGCCAGUCCCUGCCCUGAUGCCACUGGGAUGUGACUGUGAUGCUGCCACUGAGGGAUCUUUCUUCCCAGGACAGAAUCAUCAAUCUAGUUGUUGGUGGCUUAACAACCUUGCUGCUUGUAGUCACUCUAAUCAGUGCUUUUGUCUUCCCGCAACUACCUCCAAAACCUGUGAAUGUAUUUUUUGCUUUCUGCAUCUCCUUGUGUUGCAUUUCUGCUGGCAUUCUUAUCUACUGGUAUCGACAAGGAGACCUGGAACCCAAAUUUAGAAAUCUAAUUUACUACAUAUUGUUUUCUAUUGUCAUGUUAUGUAUAUGUGCCAACCUGUACUUCCAUGAAGUGGGUAAAUGAAGGACAUUGGGAAUACCCAGCAAUGAUGCUACUGUGUCAGAGUGCUUCCAGCUCAGCUCUCAGCUCUACUCGACAUUUAAGUGAGAACCAUCAGCCUGAGAGGAAAGAAGUGGGUUGUGCAAGGAUAAAUCAGUACAUGAUUUUCAUGUAAAUGUAUAUGUAAUGUCCCUCUUGUUGGGGAGAAUUAUUGCCAUAAGACGUGACAUUCUGCUUUUUUUUGAAGAGCUACUGUUGCGCUUAAUGAACAUUCCAGUUGUACUGAUGUUUCAGAAUGGCACAAGCUUUUUCAUUUUGGAAAAAAAUGCACUUUUUUUAUUACUGUACAAAUAAACUGCAGCACUGAAAGGAUCUGUGGCAGUAUAAAUAAAUGGCAUCUUACAGUCAAGUAAGACAAAUACUCUUUAUUUUGUUGAAACUGAAUAUACAAUUAUUUCUGUUCCCUAGGCAACCAUUUAAAACUACAACUUAUUUUUCACAUUAACAAAACCACAGACUGAAAAAGACCAACUCUUGAUUAUGAAGAGCUAAUUACAGAAAUAAAUAAAAUAAUUUAUACAAGUCUUUAGUUUCUAUAGCUUUUUCUCUUGAUUCCUAGCUAACAGGCUGCUGUUCAGCCUAGUGUCUGUUUCAAACAACGUAGGAAUUAAUUGGCUUCCUUUGCCUCAGGGCCCUAUGUCCAGACUCUCACAGAGCUAUUCCUCCAAGACUUUGCCACCUUCACACCAUUCCCAUUGAUUAACUUGCUGCAGAAAUCACAUCUGGAGAGGUGGUUGGUAGUGUCAGGUAAACAGCGAGAGACAAAUGUUCCAAUCUACUCACAACAAUCUUGAAAUUCCAAGCUUGUGGGGGGAGGCCGGUGGGUCCCAGUAGCUUCCCUUUCUCAUAGCCCUUCCCUUUUUGUUCAGCUUGCUGUAGUGAUGAGAGAAAAGAAAAAAAAAAAAAAAA
Molecule: messenger RNA, 1365 nt
Organism: Parus major (Great Tit)
Lineage: Eukaryota; Metazoa; Chordata; Aves; Passeriformes; Paridae
Gene: TMEM243
Product: transmembrane protein 243
Exons: 5
Coding region: 112-420 (102 amino acids)
Source: RefSeq, a predicted model, not a curated record